GCGAAGGAUACUGUUCACUUGGAUUAAAGCCGAGCGACCGGCUAGGAGAAAGUCUGCGCCUUCUACUUGAUCCCGAAGGCUGAAGGUGCUGAAAUCGGUAUAGAGCAAAGGAGAGUUACCUUCAGCCAUGCUACUAUUCCAAAUAACCAUUUUGUUUUUUGUCGCUGGAUUGACCUGUCUUCGCCAUCCGGUCGUUUAUGGAAAGGAAGAUUUGGAGACUUCGUUGGAAAAAGCUGACCCACCAAAGCACAGAGAGAAACGAUGGCUAUGGGGCGGUAAGACUGGCUCUUGUGUAUUGCUUACCUUCAGUCUUGAAUUUCACAUUCUAUUUCACUAAAACAACUAACAUGCUCAACCCACCGGAGUCUUAUCUGAGGUUAUACCUUAUCCGUAUGGAUUAAACCCAAAACACGUUCCUGGUGAACUUCACUUUGAGACUUUGAACUUCACAUAUUCGUGGAUGCUAUCUUCGUAGUGUUAGCCUAGAAAUCAUGUUUUCCCCGAGAAAGCUUUCAGACAAAUUUACAGAAUACUUUGAACCAUUGUGAACUAGAAUACUUGCAAGAAUCUUGGCAACUUCAUUUUUGAUCCGGACUGAUUUAUAUAAACCUUUCUGGGGCUUCAUAGUCAACCGCAAAUAUGGACUUUACUCAAUGGAUAAAAUUGCUUUCACGCACCAUUUUUCACCUAGUGAUCCUCUAUCUCAGGAAAAAGAUUAGAUUUAAUGACUUGAAAUAAAGAAUAUUUGUCAAGGGUUUUCUACAUUUUGGCCAAGCUCCACCCUAGCUAUAUGAUGUCUGGGAACAUCUUAGUACUUCGCCAUGUUUAUUACGGUUGUAGCAAUGGUCACGAGAUCUUAAGUAAGAACGUUUUACUUGACACUACUUCCAUAACUUUGCUUAAGUGACCCCUCCGCAUUUUUCUUCGGUAUUUCUUCAAAGUACUGUAUUUUGCUAUUCCCAAGGAUUUUUUAAAUACUCUGCUCUUUAGAUAUCGAUUUAUCUGUUGCUUUUUUCCUUAGAGAAUUUUCAAAAAUAAAGCCUACGUUUCUAGAAUAGAUCGUGAGACACCUCGAUUAGCUUAAUCGGAUUUCCACUUUAUUUACAUAAAAUAAAUGCGGUUUUUUUUUAAGAUUAGCGUAGUGUAGUCAGGUCACUUUCGCUUAGUUUCCCAGACAGUCCUUUAGAACCGUUUGGAAUUGAACCUCUGGAAAAUCUUACCCACUUUAAACCGCUGCUUCUUGUUAUUCGAUAGCUCAAGACUAAACCGUUCACUGGAAGUUCUUUUCAAAAUUGCAAGAAUAUCUCCUCUUACUUCAGUGAGUUUUGCCAGAACAUGGCGCAAUUCUAAUACAAUUUUAGCAUGUUCGCAAAGUUAAAAUAUGCUUUAAGACUUUUCUUUGCAAAAAGUAUUUGUGCGUGCUAAGAAGCUGAUAAAGAGUAAUACAGGCGGGCGGCAUUUUUCAAGUAAGGAGCCCCUUCUACAGCCGUACGAAUAUUCGUGUAAACGGGCAAUGAAAAGCUCAUAUAUUUUAACACAAGUGCAUUGCCUCUAAUCCCUCUUAAUUAAACUGUGCUCAGUCUGAACAGGCUUGUUCGUUUUUGGCAGCAAAUGCAUUGUUUUUGUUAUUCUUUGCAUAGCCAUUCGAAGAAGUUAGAUGCUUUUUUUUUUUCCGUAACGCAGACUAUGAACAGAUUGGAGUCUUGUCAUAUUGAGUUUUGCUGCUAGAAUUCAAGCAUUACUCUUAUUUAAACAAUGGAUCUGUUCCACUAGAUCCUUUGGCUGUUACUGAACAGUUUUGAAACUACGUGCUGAAUUCGCCAAGAGUUUGUAAGUAGGUCUAAUCAUUGGAAUUUUAGGCAUGGAAAACAUAUCCAAGAAAUAAUAUUUUCAUAACUUUCAGAUAGUGCAGGAAUGUCAAUUGCACUCACGGAGACAAGUUCAAAACGAGAAAGAUUAAUUGCCAUUCUAAACGGUAGCAGUUUGUUUUAAUUGCAAGAUGUUGAUCCAUAUCAAAAGAUAGAUAAUCGAUCAAAUCUUUUUUUUCCGGAAAUGGACUGGGAAGAGGUUCUACUAAACAGUUCUCAAUUAUACCGGACACGUUUCAUUUACGCGCAGCGAGUGAGAGCUCAUUCCGAUAACACUGGGGCAUACCAGAGGAAUACGAACGAAUGUUUUGAAUUCUUAAACACUUAAGACACACGAUCGCCAUGUUUUCGCUCUGUGUCUCCUGCGUGUACAUUGCUGGGCGCAUGCGUAAUGAUUGCCUAGAUAACACUCCGGUAAACAAGAUCGUGAUCAUUUUACACGGCAGCGCGAAACCAAAGGCAAAGAAACCACCUGAGCAGAGACCCAUUCUCAAGUGCAUGUCUAUUCACAUUUCAUUUUCUUGGCUCAAAUUAGGGUGUGGUUUCAUUCCUGGAUGUGAAAAAUGCAGCAAUGGGCUUAUUUGCAACAAAUGCAGACCAAUUUUUACCCCUGUGGAGUACGAAAGGAACAAAAAGAAGAUCAUAAGGUGCAGCCGCUCCUGUCCUCCAGGCUACAAUGUCACAUCUACAAGGGAAUAUCCCAAGAUUUGUGUUAGAACACAAUUUGGUAAGUUGGAUCAGAGGCAUACCAAUAUCAUUUCUUGAGCCUCAAACAACUUCCUGCAAAGCGGUUUAUCUGAUAUUACUUGGGCACAGAGACGAUGGUGCAUCUAUAUCAAGAGAGGAUAUCAUGUCUUGUCUCUAUGUGUUGCUUUUCUUGCUGUACAGGUUGCAGUUAUCGUGGUUCAGUUCUUGUUGCUGAAACGGUGAAUCAAGUGGGCAGUUAAAUUAUUACAUUAUUAUCGCUUGGUGAAAUAUACCAGAUAAAAAGUCACGCGUAAACCAGUCACGUGAAUAAGGGGUUGAUAUCACGUGUAUAGGUCAUUAAAUACCUGGAACGGAGGAUUAAAUUUAAACAGACACAAUCCCAGCCCCCUUUCGAUUGCUAAUGAUAUGAAUGCAAACAACGCAAAUAAAAGCGUCUAUUGCCAAUGGCAAGUUUUCAGCCUCGAAGGUGAUCGCUCCUCAGUUAAAAUUGAUGAUAACCAAAGCCCUUUAUCUCCUUGAAAAUUCAUUGCCCUGCUAUUUAAGAAAAGUCGUUGUUCUGAUGUUCAAGGUUGUUCUGCACGACAUUGUGAAGACUGUGAACCUCACAACCCAGUUAGCUGCGUGAACUGCACUCAGGGAUACUAUUCAGUGCAAAAAAGGGUUAUGGGAAACGUGAAAUGCGUGAAACAGUGUCCAGAUGGCUUCACCCCGAACCUGAACACUGAUGGGAAGAUGAUUUGCAAAGAUACACAGUCAAGUAAGAGUGAUAAAGUUAUUAGUUAGUUGUAGGUUGGUAGUUUGUCCUUGGGGGUUGGCAAAGCGGGGUUGCACAAGUUAUGCCCAAAAACUCUCGAAAAAAGUUCUGUUGUUUUAGUACAGCUCUCAAUUUUCUGAUUUCCAAAUUGUCAAUAUCAAUAAAAAAGAGAAAGAAGAGGAAUAUUUAGAAGAAGAGGAAGGCAGCACAUGAGCCAACGUUACAUGAUGCUUUUCAUACAGGAGAUCGGUAUGCGCCAGGAACCAUAUGAUUUUUAUCUCCUCCGUUUUGCUGCUUACCUACUUAACGUUUUGAUAUUCCAAAUUAUAAGCAAAAGGAUCGAAAACUUUCUUUUAAUUUCCAAAGAACUCGCUUACAAUCCUAAGAGGACACACAAAACCCGAAGACAGUGACUGCAUCUCUAAAUUUUACCAUGAGGUAUCAUUAUCGUGGUCAAGUGUCAUAAUUUUAGAUAUACAAUUUAAUGGCGAAUAUUUCAUUUGUAAGGUUUCCGAACCACACUUCUCCCUUAAUUACUGAAUUUAUCUUUUGGACUGGAGAGAUGUAAAACGUUAGUGAUCGUAAGAUGAGUCUCUCAAUAGAUUGCGUCACCAUAUUGCGUUCUUCAAAAACCGUGCAGAAACACGCGUUAAUUCAAUUUGCCUAUUUUCAGAAUGCCAAUCGUUUGUGCCUAAAUGUGCUACGUGCCUAGAUAGCGUACGCUGCCGAAAGUGCAGGAGUGAUCUGCAUGUCUUCUUCAACAAAAGCGGCAUGGCUUGUAUUCAGAACUGUCCGAGGGGCUUCGUAUCCGCCGACUCCCACUAUUUCGGAAAGUACUGUAAAAGGCCACUUGUCGGUAAGUGACAAAAUCGGAUCGUCUUUGAUAAGAUAAGCUCUCAAUAAGAUUUGAAACCUCGACUGAUUCUGUCAAUGUCAACAAUGAAAUGAAAAUAAUGAACUUUAAUUAACACCAAAACAAUUAAACAUUUUAAUGAAAUAAUUGAGAUACUCGGUGCACUUUGAUUUAUUUAAAGACAAAUUGUUUGUUCUACAGUUUCACUUAAUAUGCGUUAACCGACCCAACGACCCACAGCGGUGGUUUGGAGAACACUUGAGAAACUCAUCUUCUCCCAGCAUUACGCUGCCUGAAUUCUUACGAGAAUUUACGUAUAGAAAGUACAAUCAAUUGAGUUAACUCUGUACAUCAGCAAUACUGAGGAAUAAACUUACAUAUGAUAACUUGGUGUUUUUCAUUGUAUAUGUUUGUACUGUAACUGUGGUGCUGCGUCGGUGGUAGAGUAUAACAGGGUAAUUUUGUAUUAUCAACUGAGUUGAUAAUGUAAAUUGGCCUCCGUAAAGAGUUUUAAAGCUGACGUUUCGAACGUUAACCCGUCGUAUACCGCUCUGACGAAGGGCUAACCCUCGAAACGUCAGCUUGACGGUGGUUCAUUUACGUUAUCAACUAAGUUGAUAAUGCUAAAUCAGCCUGUUCAGCGUUUGGUAUAAAAUCACAUCAGCUUGAUGAAUUUUAAAUUCACUAAACCAGAUCAAAUGGGCUUUAAAUAUGAACCCAGGUCACCUUACGUAUGGUAAGCAUUUCUUCUCUUUUUUUUCCUUGGCGUGGAUAGAGUGCCGAUCAAUUUCAAACUGUGAGAGAUGCCCUGACAAGAUCAAUUGCCGCAGAUGUAAGCCAAAGUUUUACAAGCUCAAAACAAAUCCGUUGUCCCACGCAAAAUGUGUUUCGUUGUGCCCAGCAGGGUUUAAAAGGAAAGGAAGGAGAUGCCAACGUAUAAGGGAAGGUAACUGAGAUCAAAGUGAUGAGUAUUUCAAUGUAGUUGUGUUUUAUUGGUAACUAGGUUUGCAUGCAGCUGUCUUGCUCGCCAUGUUUCCAAAGCAACCACUUGUACUUAUAACCCAUUUGGAUGGGAGCCAGAUACUUAGAUCCUUUUAUUUCACCGUGAUUCCAGCUAUACCCGACUCCAAUUGCCCAUUUCAUUUACAAAGACUUCAACUCCCUCACUUCUAUCAUCUUUUAGACGGAUGUUCUGGCGAGUAUUGUUUGACAUGCAAGGAUGGUUGGUAUCGCGUUAAUUACAAUAAAAGACAUUGUCAGCGCAAGUGUCCCAAAGGCUUUUACAUUCUUGGAGAAAAACAGAAAUUCUGUCUCCGUAAGUACAAUAACAAGAUAGUAAGCCAGUUCCUAAGCAAUUGCAUAGAAAUUGGUUCAAGAAGAGAUGACCAUGCGUCGAAGUUUCUGAAAAUUAAGGAAAACAAAACCCUUGAGUUUGUCCUUCACUUUAAAGCCGGUUGUUAUAAAGGAGAAGUUUUUGAUGUGAAAGCACUCGGAAGAUUGGCCAACUGGAUCUCUUAACCUCACUACCUCGCAGCCGGAUGAUUUUAAAGAGGGCAGAUUGUAGCUUAAAAACGUAUUUCAUAAAAAUCAUACAUUAAGAACGAAGUAAAUUAUUGAAAUAAAAGGGAGGUACUGAAACCAAAAUAGGCUUUGAGAAAAAAAUUUGGUUGUUUUAAGCUAGACUGUCGACUAUCAAGAUCUUAUUCUCUCCUUUUGCUACGUUAUUUGCCAUAGGAUGCCUGGCCCGAUGUGAAGAAUGUAUGAACGGUUUUGACUGCGGCAAGUGUGAUCCAGGAACUUUUAAACUUGUCCAGGGUCUGCACACGUCUUGCGUGACAAGCUGCCCCUUUGGCUAUGCGAGUCAUGGUAACGUCAAAACUGGAAGAGUAUGUACUUUUAAAAGGUUUGUUUGCCAACGAAGCCUUUGGCAAAGGGCACACUCUUAA
This is a messenger RNA of Pocillopora meandrina, 6129 nucleotides long. NCBI's taxonomy places the organism in Eukaryota, Metazoa, Cnidaria, Anthozoa, Scleractinia, Pocilloporidae. The record is from the annotation of a GenBank genome assembly.